CGCCCACCAACCGCAAGCCUGGCUGAAGCUACUGUGUGCCAAGAUGGCGACUUCCAUACCCUCGUAUUUUCCACACCGCCGCGUUUAAAACUGAACAGGUUUUCCACUGUCCAGCCAAGCUUGCGCAAAGGGGAACCGAGUCAUCGUCAAUGGCUGACAGAAGUGGUUUCCUCAUGGUUGCUUGGUGCGGGGAGCCGGUGUCAAUGUCGACCUAAGGGUGGGCUGUCUUCACAGAGUAUGGCCACCGAGAACAGGAUCAAUUUUUGGAGGAAAAAUGCAAAGGUUCCAGGAAGUUCACAUGUGGUCUUGUCCAGUGUGCAGCCUGUUUAUGGAGCGCAACAUCCUCCUCUUGACCCAUGUCUACGACGCUCGUAUCCCAAAGACACAAAGCUGAAGUUAAACAAUCUCAAGUCUAAAAAGAUAUCAAGCUUCCAUGAGUUUGCUCGGAGUACAAAUGAUGCUUGGGACAUUGAUGACGAUGAGGAGGAUGAUGACUUUCUUGGUGGCCCCGCCCUGUGCUCCUCCCUGCCCUCGGGAGUGCACUCUACAUUCACCCAGAAGCAGAAGCAAGAUGCGGCUGGUGCCCCACAAAGUGGGAUGUCACACACAAAAGAGGAGGACACCGAGCACGAGCUUGUGAACAGCAAGGUGGUGAAGUCGAACAGCGAGAUCCACCUCAGUACAUCCUCAGUUCGCUCCACACUGCAAAAGCAGCAGUCUCUUCCGAUUCGACCCAUCAUCCCUCUAGUGGCUCGCAUUUCAGACCAGAAUGCAUCAGGAGCCCCUCCCAUGACAGUGCGGGAAAAGAGCCGGCUGGACAAAUUCAAGCAACUGCUGGCUAGUGCCAACACUGACCUUGAGGAGCUGCGAAAGCACAGCUGGUCAGGCAUACCGAGGGAAGUCCGUCCAAUCACAUGGAGGCUCCUCUCUGGUUACCUGCCAGCCAACAAGGAGCGCAGGGAACUUGUGCUGAAAAGAAAGCGUGAGGAAUACUUUGGCUUCAUUGUGCAAUAUUACCACUCCAGAACAGAUGAGCACUACAAAGACACAUACCGACAGAUUCACAUUGACAUUCCAAGGACCAACCCUCUGAUUCCAUUAUUCCAGCAGCCUGUAGUGCAAGAGGUUUUUGAACGUAUCCUCUUCAUCUGGGCUAUUCGACACCCGGCCAGUGGUUACGUCCAGGGGAUCAAUGAUCUUGUCACACCCUUUUUUGUGGUCUUCCUGUCUGAGUUUGUCAUGGAGGACAUGGAAAACUUUGAAGUGGCUGCUCUGUCUCUCGACAUUCAGAGAAACAUUGAGGCUGACAGCUUCUGGUGUAUGAGCAAACUAUUGGACGGGAUACAGGACAAUUACACCUUUGCUCAGCCAGGAAUCCAGAACAAAGUCAAAGCUCUGGAGGAGCUGGUCAGUCGGAUCGACGAGGACAUUCACAAUCAUUUCAAAAAGUAUGAGGUGGAAUAUCUACAGUUUGCCUUCCGGUGGAUGAACAAUCUGUUGAUGAGGGAGCUACCACUGCGCUGCACAAUCCGCCUCUGGGAUACUUACCAGGCUGAAGCAGAAGGGUUCUCCCACUUUCACCUGUAUGUCUGUGCCGCUUUCCUCAUUGAAUGGCGUAAAGAAAUACUCUCCAUGGUUGACUUUCAGGGCCUACUUAUACUAUUGCAGAACCUUCCCACAAUCCACUGGGGUAACGAAGAAGUUGGCCUUCUUCUGGCUGAAGCGUACAGACUGAAGUACAUGUUUGCAGAUGCGCCCAGCCACUACAAGAGAUAGGCUUCCUCUGUACAGCGCACACAGUGCUUGUCUGUGAGUGUUCUGAUCAGCCCACAAAAACAGUCCUGAGAAACUGACUCCUCAUGGUGAAGGUCACACUGGACUCGAUGAUGAAUACGAAAUGAUGUUGCCAUUCUCCUUUGCAAUUUAACACUGGACUGUUACAGUAUAGAAGCACACACACCUGUCAUCUUACUCCAUUCAUGGAGCUCUUAAUUGUUUCUCCUGUUUAUGUUUUCAGAACAUUUUAAUUUUAAAGGAUGGUGAAUGUAUUUAGUGUCAUCCUUUUAAGAUGGUAUACGAAUUAUAUUUUUACAGACUUUUUUUAAGUUAUUGUUUUAAUAAGUACUAAAUAUUAGCUGUGAGCUAGAAGAUUAGGAUCAUGAAGUCUAAUACAUCGGAGUAGUUAAACACUGUAAAGAGUUUUAAAAUAGCAUAAAACCCCUCUCACUCCAAACUUUUCUUUGAGAUAAGUUUUAUAAGCAGCAUAGAAAAUUGAUGAAUGGAGGGUUACAAUUAUCCGCAAUGCACAAUCAGCUAAUUAAAGAAAGAGGAAUCUCAAGAUGGGUAAAUUUUGGAAUUUUGUACUUUGUGUAAUUGCAUUUA
Molecule: messenger RNA, 2382 nt
Organism: Hippocampus comes (tiger tail seahorse)
Lineage: Eukaryota; Metazoa; Chordata; Actinopteri; Syngnathiformes; Syngnathidae
Gene: tbc1d22b
Product: TBC1 domain family, member 22B
Exons: 14
Coding region: 238-1776 (512 amino acids)
Biological process (GO): activation of GTPase activity
Molecular function (GO): GTPase activator activity
Source: RefSeq, a predicted model, not a curated record